CAUUUGAAAAGAGGACUUUGGACCACUGGGCAACAGUCCAGCUCCUCUUCUCCUUGGCCCAGAGAUUGAGACCUCAAACUCUCACCACCUGCUGGCAGUUUAAAACACAGUGAGUGAUCCAGUCAUUAUGCAGAUCAGAGAGAGAGACUCUACAGGUCGCAGAAACAGAGACCAGCAGAACCAGCAGCAGUGGGACAGUCGUGAUGAGGAGGCUGCGCUGAACAUGCUCUGGAGCCGCAAACGCAAGCCAGAAAUGAGAACUGGGCUGGUGGAGAGUUCUGUUGUGAUUCUGCUGCUCGGGUUCGUGUGUCUGCUGUGGACUCUGGUUCUGAUCUCAGUCCAGCCGCUCAUCAGCAGCAGCAGUCCGGGACACUUCAACGCCCUCCGGGCCAGGAAACAUUUGGAGCAGAUCACCAGUAUUGGGCCGCGGACCGUUGGAAGCACAGAGAAUGAGAUCACCACGGUCAACUACCUGCUGGAUCAGAUCGAGCAGAUCCAGUCUGAGAGUAAAACUGGACCUCACUUCAUCACGGUGGACAUCCAGCGACCCACUGGCUGCUUCCGCAUUGACAGCUUUAACAUAAGCUGCUACGACCGCAUAACCAACAUCGCUGUCAAACUCCAGCCAAAGACGGGCGCACAACAUUUCAUGCUCGCGAACUGCCACUUUGAUUCGGUGCCCAACAGCCCGGGAGCCAGUGAUGAUGCUGUCAGCUGUUCUGUGAUGUUGGAGGUUUUACAUUCACUAGUGAAUCUUUCCAUGCCACUCAAACAUGGCGUCAUCUUCCUGUUCAAUGGGGCAGAGGAGACCAAACUCCAAGCCAGUCACGGCUUCAUUACCCAGCAUCCCUGGGCUCAGCAGGUGCGAGCGUUUGUGAACCUGGAGGCUGCAGGUGUGGGAGGCAAAGAGUUGGUGUUUCAGACAGGUCCGGAGAACCCAUGGCUGGUCCAGGCAUAUGCCCGAGCCGCCAUCUACCCAUUCGCCUCAGUGGUCGGUCAGGAAAUUUUCCAGAGCAGACUCAUUCCUUCAGACACAGACUUCCGAAUCUUCAGGGACUUUGGGAAUAUUCCUGGAAUUGAUCUUGCGUUCAUAGAAAAUGGUUUCAUCUAUCAUACUAAAUAUGACACUCCAGAGAGAAUCCACACCAAGUCCAUCCAGAGAACAGGCGACAACAUCCUGUCUCUCCUUAAGCACUUGGUGAUGUCUGAAGAACUGGCGGAUUCCUCUAAGUAUCGUAGUGGUAACAUGGUGUUCUUUGACAUGCUGGGAGUGAUGCUGGUGGUGUAUCCCGCUCAUGUCGGCACCAUCAUCAACUAUUUGGUGGCCAUCGCCACGAUGAUCUACCUGGGCACGAAAUGCAUGUUGACCCGCAGAGUGGAUCAGAUCUUUCUGCCCUCCUGUGACAUGAGUGUUUUGACACGUAACAUGCUCUGUGCAGCUGGAAGGUACAUAUGUGAGCUGGUGUGUGCAACGUUCAUGCUCAUCUUGAGCUGGAUCUUCACUCUGUUGGCGGUUAUGUUUGUGGCUUUGCUUGUCAAGUUGACGGGCCACUCCAUGUUCUGGUACAGUCACUUUUACACGGCCAUCUCUCUGUACGGAUCUGUUGCUGUUGGCAUUAUCGUGCUGAUCCACACCCUGGCCAAGACCCGGUGCAGGAGCACAGGUCGUAUGGAUUUGGCCGAGCUCUUCUUUGACGUCAAUCUGCUGUUGUGGUGUUGUGUGCUGCUCUUCCUCACUUCCCGUGGCUGGUGUUCAGCAUAUGUGCCCAUGAUGAUGGUGGUGUUCCCGCUCAUCACCAAACUGCUGCUCAGUAAGCACUUCAGAGCCAGAGGAGCGACUCUGCUGUACUCUGUCCUGUAUCUGAUGGGUCUUGCUGUGCCAUACAUCCACAUCAUGUUCCUCAUCAGAGUGAUUUUUGAGGUCUUUACGCCUAUUCUGGGCCGCAACUCAAGUGAAACCUCACCCGACUUCACCAUGGCGCUACUCGUUACCAUGGCAACCAUAAUUUUGUCUUCCUAUUUUAUUCACUUCAUCUAUCUGUCCCGCAGUACGAAGUGGACCUUGGCUGUUCUGGGGUCAGUGUUCACACUAAUGCUUGUUCUGGUCUGCUGUGGUCUGUUCUUCCCGUAUUCUGCCGACCCGUCCAGCCCACGACCCAAACGCCUCUUUGUCCAGCACAUCACACGCAGGUUUCACUCGCUGAACGGAUCGCUGCAGAGCUCUGACUCGGGCUUCUGCAUCAACAGUCAGGAUUACACCGGCAUGCAGCACAUCACUCCACAUAUCCCGCAGAUCAACGACAACAUCUGCACGCGCUGCCAGGAUCAGCUGCCCUACUACGGCUUCACAAGCAAGAGCUGGUAUCUUCCGGCUCCUGAAGUCUCUCCUAAAGCUCCGCUGGAGUUCCAGCUCUUAUCCAGACAGGAGACUGAACGGGGAACCAUUAAAAUGACCUUUGAGGUCAAAGGUCCGAGUCACAUGUCUCUGUUCCUGCAUCUUCACACUGGUGCGUCUCUGAGCGGCUGGUCAUUCAGUGGCAGGACACCAGGGUCCAAUCUCAGUGGAAUGUAUUUUAUAUUUUACACUCAUGGUCUUGACGCUGCGGCCUGGAACUUCUGGUUUGAGAUCCAGCCGCCCAAGUCCUCAGAUGCAUCUCCUGAUGAGGGCUUGAUCUCUCUGGCCAUCUCUGCUCAUUAUAUCUCUGGCUCAGACGGGCGAUCAGAGCAGCUCGAGUCCUUACUGAAGAGAUUCCCGACCUGGGUGUUCCCGGCCUCAUGGAUCAGCACAUACCACAUGUACAGAUACUGAGGGCCACUUGCGCAAGGGCCCUGAUCUCACACGCACACACACACUGCAGAACCAUGAACACCAUACGAAAUCUUUAUGGGUCAGCUUUCUGUUUGCCGAAAUGACUAAAAUGACACUAUUUUGAAUGGUGUUGCAGCAGAAGAAUCUUUUAUUAAGGCAGACAUGACGGAAUUUAAAAACGCUGUGACUGUGACCCAAAUAUGGAUGAUCGAAGCCGAGGGCCACAUCUCGGACAUGGAAGACAAGGUGAAGAGCAUGGCUGAAGACAACAGCAAAUGUGCUAAACAACUUAAGCAACUUUGGGCUUGUGUUGACGACCAGGAAAAUAAAAGUAGCAGGAAGAAUAUUCGGCUUAUUGGUGUGAAAGAAGGCAUGGAAAGAGGUGGCAAUAAGUGAGGGAUUUUGUGAAGAGGAUCAUGAGGAUACAUUGAUGAUACAUUGGUUACAUCUUCUUCAGAUAUUAACAUGGCUUUCAAAAUGUUUUAUCAAGACUUGUAUACCAUGAACACCAUACAAAUUUUUUAUGGGUCAUAUUUCAACACAUAAUCAAAAAGUUCAAUUACACUUAAAUGAAAAUUAAGUCUACUUUAUACUGUUAAAAUUUUUACUUUGUAACAUAUUUUUAUUAUGAUUACAUCUUACCCCAAAUUUGCAUGUGACAUAUUUUACCAGGAAUAAUCCCACUGAGAUAUAAAUCAACACAAAACAUUCAUGUUUCCUUUAAGUAAAUUAAAAAUAAUUAAGAAGAAGAUCUGGUCCAAUAAUUGCAAGUGUAAUACAAUUUCUGAUUCUUAUUAAUAAAAUUCCAUGAUUUAAUAAAAAAAGAAAGAAAAUACAAAUUUAGGGAGCACUUUAUUUUACAGUCCUGUUCCUCAUGUACAUACUAU
Messenger RNA from Carassius auratus (goldfish), 3696 nucleotides. RefSeq names its product endoplasmic reticulum metallopeptidase 1. Gene Ontology annotation, biological process: proteolysis. The transcript has 16 exons. Gene Ontology annotation, molecular function: metalloexopeptidase activity. Bases 128 to 2809 code for a protein of 893 amino acids. The record is from RefSeq and is a predicted model, not a curated record. NCBI's taxonomy places the organism in Eukaryota, Metazoa, Chordata, Actinopteri, Cypriniformes, Cyprinidae.